Messenger RNA from Momordica charantia (bitter melon), 1400 nucleotides. RefSeq names its product translocon at the outer envelope membrane of chloroplasts 34 (gene TOC34). Gene Ontology annotation, cellular component: chloroplast outer membrane. NCBI's taxonomy places the organism in Eukaryota, Viridiplantae, Streptophyta, Magnoliopsida, Cucurbitales, Cucurbitaceae. The record is from RefSeq and is a predicted model, not a curated record. Gene Ontology annotation, biological process: intracellular protein transport. Gene Ontology annotation, molecular function: protein-transporting ATPase activity; GTP binding.
GUUAGUAGAUUUGGAGUUGGUCACGAGGAAGAAGAGAGAGAAGGAAGGAGGUGAUCGAGUUGGCGAGAUAGCGAUAAGAGAGCAGCAGAGCGAACCCCAGAAGCUAAUUUCUUUCUUUAGGGUUUAAAACUGCAGAUAACCCCUCCAUCUUUUUCCUCUCCCUCUCUUCUCCUCUGGGUAAGGGAUAUAUUCCUUCGUUUCUUCCCGCCACCGCCACUGCACCGCUCUUCGAAUUGGGCAGACACUCCUUCAUGGCGUCCCAGGUUAUCCGCGAGUGGAUUGGGAUUAACACCUUUGCAAUGGCUACUCAAGACAAAUUACUUGAACUGUUGGGUAGACUGAAACAGGAGAAUGUCAGCACCUUGACGAUACUUGUAAUGGGAAAAGGUGGUGUUGGAAAGUCAUCCACUGUGAAUUCCAUUAUUGGUGAGAGAGCAGUAUCUGUUAGUCCUUUUCAGUCAGAAGUACCAAGGCCUGUGAUGGUUUCUCGCUCAAGGGCUGGAUUUACGUUGAACGUCAUUGAUACACCUGGCAUUAUAGAAGGAGGUUAUAUCAAUGACCAGGCACUUGAGAUCAUAAAACGCUUUCUUUUGAAUAAGACCAUAGAUAUUCUACUAUAUGUGGACCGCUUGGAUGCAUAUAGAGUUGAUAACUUGGAAAAGCAGGUUAUUAAGGCCAUAACAGACAGCUUUGGUAAAGCAAUAUGGAAUAGGGCUUUGGUCGUCCUCACUCAUGCUCAAUUUUCCCCACCAGAUGGAUUACCCUAUGAUGAAUUUUUCAACAGAAGAUCAGAAGCUCUGCUAAAGACAGUUCGAUCGGGUGCCUCUUUCAACAAAAAUGAUAUUCAGGGGUCAAAUAUUCCAGUCGUCUUAGUUGAGAACAGCGGACGGUGCAACAAGAACGAGAAAGACGAAAAGGUUCUUCCAAACGGAACUGCUUGGAUUCCUCACUUGGUUGAGACCAUCACCACAGUUGUGUUGAAUGGAAGCAAGUCUAUUUUUGUUGAUAAGAAGUUGAUUGAGGGCCCAAAUCCCAACCAGAGGGGGAAGUUGCUGAUUCCCUUUAUUUUUGCACUGCAAUAUCUCUUCGUUGUUAAACCUAUCGAACGUGCAAUAAGAAGCGAUAUCUCAAAAGAGAGUAGACCAUCAUGGGAGACGCGUGAUACAAGCUUCACCAGCCGCAAGUAUUGAUUUGGCCACAAAUAAAUUUUCUCAAUGAUCAUCAGUGUGGCUUUUUGGUGAGUUCAUCUUUAAAGUCUUUUGGUUCGUGUUAAGAUUAGUAAUCCUCGUGUUUUGUAGAAGUUCGAAUUUCGAGAGAACUGAGUUUCUGUAUGCAAAUUCAUACACUGCAAACUUCAAUUCGGCUACUCAUAUUAAGUUAGGAUUAUGUUUCUUUCCUUC